Messenger RNA from Alligator mississippiensis (American alligator), 1498 nucleotides. RefSeq names its product sperm microtubule inner protein 1 (gene SPMIP1). Lineage: Eukaryota; Metazoa; Chordata; Crocodylia; Alligatoridae. The transcript has a single exon. The record is from RefSeq and is a predicted model, not a curated record. The coding region runs from base 754 to 1470 and encodes 238 amino acids.
UCGGCGCCCGUGGCUCAUCCCAUCCCGUGGCUCCGAAAGGGGAAGUGCCCGGGGGCCAGAGCUGCUGCUUCCCCUGCCUGGGGCUGGGCUCGGGCCCCCCCAGCGCCGCGGAGCAGCUCCCUGGCUCUGUCCCUGCCGCCUGCCCUGCCCCAGAGCCAGGCCUCAGCUGGCAGGAGGCCGGUGUCCUUGCCCUGCCCUUCCCCGGCCCUGCCCGGCUUCCCUGCCCUGAACCAAGCGGCUCCAGCCGGCUCUGGGUCGGCACAGGCCGCACCAGAGGAGCCGGGGCUGGCUGGGCAAAGACUAGGGAGCUUCAGGGCCGGCUGGGAGGAGAUCCCCCAGCCCUGGGGACAGGCCCCUGGGUUGCCAUCCCGCAGAUGGGGGGUGAGAGCCGGUCUGUGCUGCUGCAGUGCCCCCAACCACUGCCUGGCUCGUUGCAGUGCCUACCACCAAGCCUGGUGUCGGCAGGGAGAGCUGGUGUCAGCACAGAGCAGGGGAAGGGGGAGCACCCUGAUCCCCAGCCAGGCUCUGGUGCCUGCGUGUCCCUGCUGCUGGCACGGGGCCCCCACAGCACUAGUCCAGGGUGGGCCUGGGCUGCUCCUGCCUCGGCCAUGGACCCCUGCCCAUGUCCUGUGCCAGCCCCACCCGGGCUCUGUGAGCUCACAGCCGUGUAGCACGGUCGUCUGGGCAACGCGUGGCCGCAGCGCCAGGCCCAAGUGUAGAAGGGGCGGCAGGAGCCGCACGGGCACGAGGGCCAUGGCGCGGGACAUGAUCACGGACACGCAGCAGCAGGACUUCCUGAAGGAGCAGUUCCGGCGCGAGGGGCAGCUGUGGCUGCGCUGGUACGGCCGUUACUGCGAGCCGCUCCUCGCCCGCCGGCCCCCACGCCACCCCCCGACCCCUCAUCACCUCCGGCUGCCAACACUGCCUGCUGCACCCCCAGCACCACCCCCGGCACCCAGGCCCCCUGCACCCCCAGAGCCGCCCCCACUGGGACCCCGCAUCAAAGAGAUGAAGCCGGUGCCCCCCGACGUGCAGGCGCUCCUGUACCAGGGCAUCUCGCACGACGGGCAGGGGCGGUGGCGCUACCUGCGGGCACGUGCCGGCCUCAGCCCCGAGGACAAGUAUGAUGAGCCCAUCACCUCCAGCUUCGACUAUGGCUGGCAGCUGGGUGAGGUGGGGGCUGGGGUUGGGCACAUCCAGCUGUGCCGGGGGGGUGGGGGGCAGGAAGGCACAGGUACUGCCAGCUGUGCAGAUCCAGUCUUUAUUACCCAUUUCUGCCCCCCACACGGUGCCAGGAGGUGCCCAAGUGAGGGGGGUCUGGGUGCCCCAUACCCUGACCCCCUUUCCCCCCUGUGUGGUGCAGGGCCGACCCAGAUCUCCGUGCACCCCGUGCCCAAGUGCCGCAUCGACAGCUUCUUCCGCCGCAAUGGUGCCUUCGCCCUGCUGGACCCCCGCGACGUGGCUCUGUGAGACCCCCUCACCCCCCAGGCUUGCUAAC